Molecule: messenger RNA, 4063 nt
Organism: Spea bombifrons (plains spadefoot toad)
Lineage: Eukaryota; Metazoa; Chordata; Amphibia; Anura; Pelobatidae
Gene: ADNP2
Product: ADNP homeobox 2
Exons: 4
Coding region: 460-3675 (1071 amino acids)
Biological process (GO): regulation of gene expression
Cellular component (GO): nucleus
Source: RefSeq, a predicted model, not a curated record
UAGAGGGGUGCAUGCAGCACCUGUAUUGGGGAGCAAUUUGUAGUUGGUGGGUACCCCAGAAAGUGACUUUGAAUGAUACCCCAAAGCAUUAUACAAGGGAACCCGCUAUUCUAAAGCAGGUCAGUACUCACCCGGAUUGGCCCCAUAGUACAUGCAAAUUAUAGGGUCUUUGACGUCACUUCCUACCUAUAUACGGAACCGCCAUUUUCUGGCGGCGAGUGAGUAAGGGGAAGGCGUACCGGUGGCGGGACCGUAUUGGAGCGGAGCGGGCAAGUGUGUUUAACAUAUAUACACACACCCACCCACACGGUGUAGGGGUAAUCCGCACACUGAGUGGGGGAGGGGAAUCAUCGUUUCCUAACCCGACAGGAAGGGGAAGCGGCUGCAGCAGGAGGCGGAUCGGAGCCCGUGAGAUAAGAGGAGCAGCUCCUUCUCCAGCGCUGCCGCACAUCUGUCAAAAUGUUUCAACCACCAGUUAAUAACCUUGAGAAAAUUAGGAGAGCGCGGAAGAGGGUGAAGCAAAUGUUACUGCAGAUUGGCUUAGAGAGUUGCAAAGAUAUAUUAGAGGAAAUCAACACUUUUAAUCCAGGAGACAAACAUUUUUCCAGUACAUCAUGGGAGGAUGUCUCGCUUUGGGAAGCUAAUGGACGCAGAAAUGAAUACAGAUCAAAGUCAUUUUGCUGCAGUAUGUGCAAAUUUUCAACCAAUUUGCUUUCUUCAUUCAAAAGCCACCUGAAGCGCUAUCAUGAAGAAGAGAAGGACCUUGAGCUCAUGUCUACAUGUUCUCACUGUCCAUUUACUUCCCAGUCAAAAACAGUUGGAAAGCACGCGCGGAUAUUCCACAGUAGUGUGCGGAAGGGCCCAAUCCCUGCUGUGAAGGAGAAUUCAAAUCUGCCGAGGAACUGCAUGAAACUUUCGUGCUCCAAGUGUUCUUUCACUGACACCCUGUACUACAGCAUGAAAAAGCAUGUUCUUUUGAAACAUUACGAGAAAUUGGCUGAAUCUUAUUUUGGAGAAAAGUCUGAAAAAGAAAUUGGUGAUGCUUCAGAAGUUAAAACCCAGCCUGUAAAUAAGUUCUUUUGCAAGAAGUGCAGUUUCACAGCUGUUUCUCAUGAUGCGCUGAUAUACCAUAUUAUAACAUCUGAAAAACACAGAGAUCUCGAACAGAAAUUAAGGGCUGACAUUUCAGAAAUCAGUAGAGCUCAGCUGAAAAACAUACGACCCUCCAUGUCUGGAGUUGCUACACCACAACAAAUAGCGGUGUCUGCAAACUCGCCGGCUGCAGUUCCAGCUUCGUCUCAAGGUCCAAAGAUGGUAUCACUUCCACAAAAUGGCCCAAGUCAACCUUUGGGGACGUCAACUGCUGCUAUACAGAAUGUUGUACCAAAAAUUGCUACUGUUGCAGAUUCUUCAGUGGGUUUGGUACAGAAAACUGCUACAUCUGUUGCCUCUACAGCUACAGUUGAGUUUGUCACUACAGCUCUCAAACAGAACCAGACCAUUACCCUCCCGCAGAACCAGACCAUUACCCUCCCGCAGAACCAGACCAUUACCCUGCCGCAGAACCAGACCAUUACCCUGCCGCAGAACCAGACCAUUACCCUGCCGCAGAACCAGACCAUUACCCUGCCGCAGAACCAGACCAUUACCCUGCCGCAGAACCAGACCAUUACCCUGCCGCAGAACCAGACCAUUACCCUGCCGCAGAACCAGACCAUUACCCUGCCACAGAACCAGACCAUUACCCUCCCACAGUCUAUUUUUCUGUCUCCCAGGUUCCCUCUGAACCAGUCUGUUACUGCAACUGUCCUUCCCUCCGGCUGUAAUGUUGGACAGAUUCUUACAGGUGCUCAGACCUCUGUAAAACCCACUGUUCUUCCUCUAAAUCAACCACUGAGUAGAAGUUUGCUUCCUGUAAAUCAGUCAGCAGUUCUUGCUUGUACUCAGUCUGUGCGACCCAAUGUGAUGAAUGCGAACCAGACAGUGAGACCCGCUGUUCUUAAUGUCAAUCAAGCUGUAAAACCUGGCAACCCUACAACAAAUCAAGCUGGGGCUUCCCAAAACACCUUCCUCUCUGCUCCCAUAUUUAGACAACUCAUUCCAACCGGUAAACAAGUGAAUGGGAUACCAACCUACACCCUCUCUCCUAUCACUGUCUCUUUGCCUGUUGCUCCAUGCACAGUUCCUGCUGUUAACCCACCCAAAGUGACAGUGCAGCUGAAAAAGCCUGAUAAUGUAGUUAAGGUUUCACAAACACCAGCAAAUGCAAAAGCUGUUCCUGUUGUAAGUCUAAACACCACUCCCCAAAAGGCUGCCUCUUUAAAAACUGCUCCAAGUCCAUCAGGUAAGGAGGCCAAGCAAUGGAAGACCUGUCCUGUAUGCAAUGAGCUUUUCCCUUCAAAUGUCUAUGAAGUGCACAUGCAGAUAGCACACAUAAAAGAGGAUCCAACCUCAAAAUCUGCAGAUACACCUAUGGGGAAAGCAAAAGAACCGGUUGUUAUUGCAGCACACACAUCCUCUUUGAAAGUGAAUGAGAAUAUCGUCAGAUGUGCACCUUGCAAGACCUUGAUAACUGCAGAAGAUGUUUUACAGCAUCUAUUGAUGCAUGGUCUUGUUUGCCUGUAUUGCAAGGCUGUUUUCCAUGAACUAAUAAACUUUGUUUAUCAUAUGAAAAUAAUGCACCAGGAUAAAAAGACAAUACAUGCAGAUUUUUUGAAGAAAGGCUUGACGAUUCCAACCGAUGAUGACUGUAAUGCGCUUUUUCCUCGUUUUGACUUCAAAUUAAAAGUGUCAAGAGAUGAGCUUGGAGACCGGGAAAUAAACCUUGCAGUAGUUACUGGAGUCAAUCCAAAAUUUGUAUCUGCAUUAUACAUUAAAAUAAAACACAAUCCUAAUGAUGACGGUGCUGCCGGCAAUAAGCAAACCUCGAAAUGCCCUUUCUGCAAAUGUUCUCUGUCCAAGACGGAGUUGUAUGAGACACAUCUGAAAGAGAAGCACCACAUCAUGCCUACAGUCCAUACCAUUUUAAAGACUCCUGCUUUUAAAUGCAUCUAUUGUUGCGGUGUUUACACAGGUAGCAUGACUUUGUCUGCCAUUGCUGUUCAUCUGCUCCGUUGUCGAAAUGCCCCCAAAGAUAGCAGCUUUGGGGUUGAGGUUCCACCUGAAGAUAAUGCAGCACAGGCCUUAAAGGGUGGGGGCAUGCAUGACUAUGCAAAACAAAAUACUAGUUCAGAAGAUCAGAUAGCAACAGAUGAGGCCAACCAGCAGACAAGUGCUGGUGAGGACUUUCCACCUGUACCUCACAAGCGAAGAAGGGUAGAUGUAAAGCAAGACCAGUUGGAUAUUGAUAUUGAGAAAGACUCUCUUGAAAUCCUCGCCAUAGUUCCUGACAAAUCUGAAACAUCCCAUGAAUCUAAAAAGGAAUUUUUAACAAAGUACUUCAACAAAAGGCCAUAUCCCAGCAAGAAGGAACUGUUGUUGCUUGCUACUUUGUUGGACAUGUGGAAAGGCGAUGUGGCUUCAUACAUAGGAACCAAACGUUACUUGUGUAUGAAAUCUCUAAGAAACAACAGACAGAGGGUGCUGCUUGGGUUCCAGAUGUUGAAACUUCAAAAGCUGAAGCACGAUCUGACGUUCAACGAAAACGAGGAAAUUGCAUUAAUUCCGGAGCACUGACUUUGAAUUGUUGUUUUAGUACAUAAAACCAGGACUUCUCAGAAUGGCAUGCGGCUGGUUAGCAUUCCCAUGGACUUUAAAUGAUUACAGCACCUGCUAACCAAGAUAAUUGUGUCCAAUUCCUCUUUACAGCUGUUGUUCCUCUAUACGCAGGUCUGUGUACAAUCUGGUUUACUACCCACUGGCAGACAACUGUAGUUUAAUACUCCACACUGCACUGUUUUUUGUUUUGUUUUUUUAUAAUUAGUAUACCGCGAAAAAAAAAUUGUCUUUGAAAGUUAUGGUUUGACAUUUGUAACCCUACAAAGUGUGCGGCAUAGAUAAUUUGUGUUUAAUACACUGUUCAGACAUUGUGUAAUGUAUAACAUGUCAAGCGUUGUCUACAUGA